This is a messenger RNA of Calidris pugnax (ruff), 766 nucleotides long. It is a transcript of the gene ATP5PO, whose product is annotated as ATP synthase, H+ transporting, mitochondrial F1 complex, O subunit. Gene Ontology annotation, molecular function: proton-transporting ATP synthase activity, rotational mechanism. The coding region runs from base 53 to 700 and encodes 215 amino acids. Gene Ontology annotation, cellular component: membrane. NCBI's taxonomy places the organism in Eukaryota, Metazoa, Chordata, Aves, Charadriiformes, Scolopacidae. Gene Ontology annotation, biological process: proton motive force-driven mitochondrial ATP synthesis. The transcript is spliced from 6 exons. The record is from RefSeq and is a predicted model, not a curated record.
CGGAUCGGCGGGGAGUGGGCCCGGCUGUGACCUCGAGCGGCGGUCGGGCAAGAUGGCGGCGGCGGCGGGGCGGCUGUCCCUGAAGGUGAAGCUGGCGCGGCAGCUCAGCACGACGGCGGCGAGGCCGGUCUCCAAGCUGGUUAAGCCCCCCAUCCAGGUGUACGGGCUGGAAGGGCGCUACGCCACCGCGCUGUACUCCGCCGCCAGCAAGCAGAAGAAGCUGGAGCAGGUGGAAAAGGAGCUGAGCCGAGUGUGGACUCUCUUGAAGGACCCCAAGCUAUCCAGUGUUGUUAUGAACCCUCAUACCAAGAGCACGGUUAAACAAAAAGCUGUGAAUGAUGCUUUAGCUAAAGAGAAGAUGUCCCCUAUUACUGUCAACUUGAUGAAUUUGCUUGCUGAAAAUGGUCGCUUGCGUUACACUCCGGACAUCGUUUCUGCGUUUGGGAAGAUCAUGAGCGCGUACCGAGGAGAAGUGGUGUGCACAGUCACCACGGCACAGCCCUUGGAUGAUGCCAACCUUACUGAGCUAAAAAGUGCUCUGAAUGGAUUCUUGGCUAAGGGAGAGGUCUUGAAGCUGGAGACCAAGACUGAUCCGUCGAUCCUUGGUGGCAUGAUUGUCAAUAUCGGGGAGAAGUACGUGGACAUGUCAACAAGGUCUAAGAUCCAGAAACUCACCAAAAUCAUGAGAGAGACUGUCUAGCAAGCUGUCCUGGUCAUUCACAGUAAAACCUGUCAGAUGGAAACAAUAAAGUUAUUUCUUCUGGAA